Messenger RNA from Closterium sp. NIES-67, 1675 nucleotides. NCBI's taxonomy places the organism in Eukaryota, Viridiplantae, Streptophyta, Zygnematophyceae, Desmidiales, Closteriaceae. The record is from the annotation of a GenBank genome assembly.
CCACUAGGCCCGCCUGCCGCUCUUUGACGGCACCUUGGACAUCAUUCACAGCGUUAACACUGUCAAAUACCUCACACUCCCAUUUCCUCCCCCCUCACACGCUCUCUCAGUGCCUUUCCGGUUACCUCAUCCUCUCUCCCCUUAUUCGCCUUCCCUCCUUUCCCUUCUCUCCCUGUCUCACCAGGCACGCCUGCCGUUCUUUGAUGGCACAUUGGACAUCAUUCACAGCGUCAACAGUGUCAAGUACCUCCCCAUGCUAGAGUUUGAAGAGCUCAUAUUCGAGUGGGACCGCGUGUUACGAGUCGGUGGCGUCAUCUGGUUGGAAAUGUUCUACGCCCCUCUAGACGAGUUCCCAGUGUAUGUGGCUCUCCUGAGCCUUCUAUCCUACAACCGCCUGCACUGGCGCGUGCUGCCAAAGCCGGACCCGGGGGAGCGCAAGGGGCCCCAUGUGUACCUGAACUGCCUUCUGGAGAAACCUGUUAGGAGGGAGGAGGGGUGGCAGGAGGAAGUGAAGAGUGGGGAAGGGGGAGAGGGGAGUAGAGAGGAGAGGGGGAGGUUGGAAGAGAAGAGAGAAGAGGGGGAGAUAGAGGGAGAGAAGAGGACUGAGAAGGGUGGGAAGGCGGAAUCAGGAAGUAGAGUGGAGGGGGAAGCUAAGGAAGGAAGGAGGAGCGAAGAGGCAGGGAGGGAGGAAGGAAGUACACGAGAGGGGGGGGGAAGGGAGGAAGGGAAGCGAGAGGAGGGGAGCAGAGAGGUGGGGAGAAGGGAGGAAAAAAAGAGAGAAGAGGGGAGCGUAAUGGUGGGGGCGAAAGAAGAGGAGGUGAGGGAGGAACCACAGAGAAGAGAGGAGGGUGGAGUGGAGGCAGAUGGGAGAGAGGAGGGGAGAGGAGGGUGGAGUGAAGACGCGGGGACGAGCAUGGAGAAAUUCGCGAGAGAGUGGUACAGGGAGGAAGAGGGAAGCAGGGAGGAGGGGAGUAGCAGAAGUGAGGAAGAGAAAGCCGCCCUUAAGCGCUUAGCAGCGAGGGUGCAAGAGGGGAGGGAGAGGAAGGCAUGGUGGCGGUGGUUCGGCUGAUGAAAGUUGAAGGAAGGAAGGAACCUCGUGCAGACGCUGCUUCUUGUGUCAUGGAAACAUGUCAGGGGAGAGGAGGGCGAGAAGGUGUCGGAGGGGAGAGAGAGGAAGACGUGGUGGCGGUGGUUCGGAUGAUGAGAGUGGGAGGAAGAAGCUGCAUGCAAGAGGGGAGAGGAAACAUGUCAGGGGAGAGGAGGGCGAGAAUGUGCAGGAGGAGAGGGGAGGGAGAGGAAGGCAUGGUGGUGGUGGUUUGGCAGAUGAGGCUGGGACGCAUCAGGGACCCUAUAUGGUGGAAAGGCAAUGCCUUGCAAGAAUUCUUGCAUACAUGUAACAUGCUGAAGGCACUCAACGCAUCGUUCUUCUGUGCUUGAGACUCCAGUCAGGCUAUCCAUCUCUGGCAAACGCGAAAUCAGGAGAAUCAUGUGGUGGGCGGGAGUCCCAUAAAUUGCUAGUAAUUUGGUGAAGAAUGAAGUCCGUUGGUGCAAUGAGUGAACCUAGUUUAGUACGGCGCCCGCCAGUGUAUUAUCUGCUUUACAACCGGGGUUUAAUGAUUCAAAUCAGACCUUCAGUGUGUAUUUUACAAACUGUGGGACAGUCUGGCCUUUGGGA